Chiloscyllium plagiosum (whitespotted bambooshark) is the source of this 3403-nucleotide messenger RNA. Lineage: Eukaryota; Metazoa; Chordata; Chondrichthyes; Orectolobiformes; Hemiscylliidae. The record is from RefSeq and is a predicted model, not a curated record.
GUACAUCCCGCCACACAGUUGCUCUGCCCUAUUAGUCAUAGCAUCCGCAGUUCUUUGUUUUAUUUUAUCAUCAUUAUGGUACCAACCCAUGUCUGAUUCACACUGACCCACCAGUUGCCAUAAAUAUUUCUUCAUUACUCAGUUUGUGACUCCAUUUCGGAACCCCUGACAAUUCAAAGACCGAUACCCGGAACGGAAUCGGAACGGAAUCUGUCCGGACCGAUGGCGCCGGAGCCGAGCCACCCGGAACCUGAAAAGUGACGGACAGAAGAAAAUCUCAUUGGUUGGAUACUUCCGGCGGGAAUUUCAGAGAGAAAAAAAAUCUAAAACCCAGUGAUCGCAGUAAUGUUUAAGAGUCAGCCACUGAGAGUGCCAGUCGGUAUUGAUAUACACAAACUCUUUAUGUUGGACGUACCAUCACAUCCGAUAAUGUAACAUGUAUCUUAAACCAGGAAACCACAUGAAUAUGAAGAGAUCAUUCAUUGUUGCUUCAAUAUUAUGUCUUCGUGAUACUUGUUUUCUGUAUCCAGCUUGUUAUGAAUGUGGAUCCCGGCUGCUUUUAAAUCUUGGGAGGUACCAUUGCCUAAAACAUGGUUACGUGUCCACAGCACAGGAUAUGCAUUACAGAUACAGGCUUUCUGUCAAAGUUGCCAGAAAAAAUGACCUAUUUAAUAUUACUGUCUUUGGGAGCUGCCUUGAACCCUAUUUUGGAGAAACAGCAGGAUGCCUACAGAGAUACUGUGAAGGUUUGAAGAAGAAAUUACAAGAGCAGAAAGAAAAAAAAAAUCAGGAUUUGCUUGUCCAAGCUGUGAAACACUGUUUUAUUGGAAGGAGCUUUAUCUUUGGAGUGAAGGCAUCUGAAUUUCUGCCGAGCACAUGGUCACCAUCUUUGAGUCCCUUACAAGCUCCCAUCAGCAUGAAAAAAUAUGAAACACACCUAGUGGCCUGCCAGAUUGCAGUGCCAAACACUGCAAUCUAUGGAUGUACUGUUAUCAAUUAUUAUAAGAAGCUCUUAGAUUUAGACAAUCUCCAAGAUUGUUCUCCCAGCUCAAUGCUAUCUGAUAGUCCUUUCAAUACUGUUGAUCAAUCCAGUGCCAUGAUCAAGAGCUCCACAAGCUUGUUGUCAGGUAACGCUCAGUCCUUCACCGAGUUAAAUGAUGCUAACCGAUUAUCGAAUCCUUGGCAACAGGAUUUUGCCCUUGUUUUAUCCUCUGGUGACUGUGUUGCAGUUGAAGAUCUUUCAACAGCAGACACUAGAAGGGUUCUUUCAAAGUACAGCCCCUCCUACCAUGCAGCAGAAAAAUGCCAGAAUAGAAAAUGUAAUACAAGUACUUUGUUGCAUUUUCCUACUUCAGAUUUUCAAAGUAGUGAUAUCAAUCGAUAUAGCCCACCUGCAAUGGUGAGUCUCCCAUUGCCUAAUGAUGAUUGUAUGCAUCAAUAUUGUCAUACAAUCUUUGAGUUACAGAAAGACUGCGUCAACUCGAGCUUUAAUAAGCAAAGGUAUUGUCUGCAAAACUCUGGAGACUCUUUGUCAAAUGGCAAAGAUUGUGAUGAGAACCAGUCUAUUGAUAAAUCUUAUAAUUUAUCAGAGGACAGCAUGGAUCACAUUGAUCCCAUGUUGUGGGAUGACUUGCUGUUUUCUGAAAGUCUCGAUGAAUUUAUAGCAAAGGUAGAAGCUAAUCAGCAGAGAUGCGAUGAAGAAGUUACUGUUGACAAUUCCAUAUAUUCCUGCAGUUUGAAAAAAUUGAAAACUGAUAACCUUCUGAAUAGAACUCGAGGGCAAAGUCCAAGAUGCAAGGAAGUGUGUACAAAUUCUACUAACUGUAAUUUAAAAAGACCUAGGGAAUUUGGAACCGAAGAAAGCCCUUGUGUUGACUCAAAGAAUCCAAAGGGUCUUCUAAAUAGAGUUGUAGAUGUCUUCAAAAAUGAUAUCACACGCAAGGAGAACUCUCUAACAACUGCACCACCAGUGCUACCAGUUGAUGGCUCUAUUCCCAAUGAUACGUGCCCUCCCACUCAGAAUGCAGUUCUGCAGAUUUACAGUACAUUUAUGAACCCAGUAAACGUAGGCAAUUGUAGCACCAAAUGUGUUCGAACAUGUGAACCAAAGCUGCACAACCUUGAGAAGGAGCCACUGGACGAAUACUCAAAGUUUCUGUCUGAGCGUAAAGCUACAGAAGUUAACAAGCUGGCAGAUUCCUUUUACAUUGCAAAUGAAUCUGAUUUACUGAAUAAUAUUGGUUUACAAACUCAUUUGCCUUCUGGAAAACAAAUACUAAAAAUGAAGAAAAGCAUUGACCAUGAGUUUCAAGAUUCAAUGUGCAUUAAAGGACACUACAUGGGUAAAUGUGAUAUUAAACCUGUAAGCAUAUCUCAAUUGUCAUCUGGUUCUACCUUCUAUAAAAACACCUCUUUCCAGAAUAUGUCAACUCACUGUACUGAGCAAGAAUACAAUGUUUCUGGUGAUCUCUUCAAUGAUACAGGAAGCGAUAAAGAUGAACCAUCAACUUGUCUCAGAACAAACCUAUCCAUUUUAUCGAAAUCAUUCUAUAAGAUUAAUGAUAAGCUCAAUGAGCAGCAGUGUAGUAUUUUGCUGUGUAGUUCAGAUGCAGCUGUGAAAAUCCAAAAUAAUAAUGAUCCUCCAGAGAGUGAUGUACCAAACGUGUCUGAACAUGACUUUUCAGAUUCACAGGACUUUGUUCCAUUUUCUCAGUCUACACCAGUUUCAAGAUUGCGAAGUUUAAAAUCCUUCAGAGGAAGAGAAAUUAUACCUCUCAAAAUGUCACCCUGUGUUGGGCCAAGUCCAAGGUCAACUGGUUUCAGACAAAGGCAAAAUGGUCAUCUUAAACACCAAUUGUCUCAAAUGCAAAAAGUGUCUCAGUGGCAAUUUGGGAGCAAUCCUGCCUCGGUUUCAUUAAAUUCCUCUUUGUUAAGCAACAGUCCAAUUAGCACGUCUUAUGACAGUGACUCUGAUGAAUGGAUUCCACCUUCAACAGCUAAAACUCGAGUAUUGACGUCUCAUUUAUCCUGUGUUUCUAAAAUAAACAAAUCGCAAGGUGUUAAACUAUUUAGACACAUGUCAUAUGCCAAUGCUGCUAUAGAAACUGCUGAUUUGAAAGCUGCAAUAAUGGGCAACAAAGAGAAUGAAAGUGACAACCACUGCAGGGGCAACCUAUACAUGAAAAGGCCGCCUGCUGGAAAGCAUACCGCACCAUCGUUACAGAAUAAAGUAUUCAACUCAACAAAGGUUCUUCCAAACAAAGCAGAAAUGUUUGGGCCACUUAUUUCUAGUGAACCUCAGAUUCAUAAAGGUUUAAAAGUGAAUGACUGCUCCCCAGCUGCUUUUCAUUCAUUUUAUAUGAAGAGUGAGGCACCAAGUUGUUGCUCACCAGAACUAUUUUAA